AUGCCUGUGUUGAAGGAAGCUUUUGCUUUGAAGAAUGCCGUUAAGCACAUCGACAAGAUCAGCCGAAGGGAGAUUAACGAACAUGAUUGGCUAAAGGAAGAGGUUGCAGCUUACCGAAGGGACGUGAGUGACCUGGAAGCUUCCAUCUAUGAACUGGAGAAGGAGAACAUCUACCUCAUCAACAAACUGUUUGACCGGAAACUGCAGUUCCUUAAAGUGCCCAGAAAGUUAUUUCUUACUCAAGGUGCUGGUCUACACAUCCCUGGAAAAGAUUGGGAAGAUCUUGACUUUGCCAACUGGGCAUCAUUAUCAGAAUUUGUGCUUGCGGUGGAGGGCAAGCCAAGCGAGGAGAAAAAGGAGUCAGAAGAGGAGGAAGAAAUAAAAGAAGACGAUGUCGUACAUCUGCGAGGAGAGGCAGCCUACGGCUUUCUUCCCCCAAUUCUGUAUGAAGACAGCAAUGAUUUCAAGGCAUACCAAGAUCUGGGGUCUUUGGAAGUGAAGUUAAUGACCGCAGUGGGCCAAGCCAUGCCAAUUCAUAGCAAAUCCGAACUGGAAACCACACAUGACAGUAGCAGGCCAGACACUCGGAUCACCUACCAGAUGAUCAAAUCCAUAUUCCCUUAAAAGAAAGGAAAAGGUAACCUAAUUAUUCAGUGUUUAAAAAAUAACCCGUUGAAGCUCUUUUUUUUGUAUGUAAGUGUAACUUUAGUGGUUGAAUUAAAU
Messenger RNA from Anolis sagrei ordinatus, 723 nucleotides. The record is from RefSeq and is a predicted model, not a curated record. NCBI's taxonomy places the organism in Eukaryota, Metazoa, Chordata, Lepidosauria, Squamata, Anolidae.